AACGCCUCGGUGGUUUUGAGUCUCCCGCGCUCGUCCUCGUUUUCUCUCUCUCGCUCGCACGCUCGCUCGCUCUCUCUCGCCGGUUGCGUAAGAGGGUUAGUUAACCACUUUGACGUUGUGUUCCUUUUUGCUCUUCUCAGUGGACUACUGCUACUCUGUCGUGUGUUUUGUCUGGAGCCUUGGUUUAGCGGGGUUAAGGCUCGAGCGAUAUCUGCUUGUCUGCGGAGAGCAGCGUAGCUUUUGUUGUUGCGGAGGUUCGUGCUCGCAGCAGGAUGGGCGAGCCAUACCCCGAAACCGAGGAGUUGCUCGACUAUGAGGAGGAGGAAGAGGCGGCGCCCGACGCCGUUGCGGCGAAAACCAACGGCGAGACUGUCAAGAAGGGUUACGUUGGGAUUCAUAGCUCCGGAUUUAGGGACUUUCUUUUGAAACCUGAGCUUCUCCGGGCCAUCGUUGAUUGUGGGUUUGAGCAUCCGUCUGAAGGUAAUAAUUUACACCAGUUCUUCGUCUGCCCGUUUGGAGCCGUUUAAUCUGAGCUGCUUUAACAUUUAGACAUUUUAUGAAUGCCAUCUUAACACGGGCAGUUCCAUUAUGGGUGGUGAACCAGUUCAACAUGAGUGCAUACCACAGGCCAUUCUCGGGAUGGAUGUGAUAUGUCAAGCCAAGUCAGGAAUGGGGAAAACCGCUGUCUUUGUGCUUUCGACUCUACAGCAGAUUGAGCCCGUUGCGGGUCAGGUCGCUGCACUAGUACUGUGUCACACUCGUGAACUGGCCUAUCAGAUCUGCCAUGAGUUCGAAAGGUUUAGCACUUAUCUCCCCGAUAUUAAGGUGGCGGUUUUCUACGGUGGUGUUAACAUCAAAACGCACAAAGAUCUUCUAAAAAACGAAUGCCCUCACAUUGUCGUUGGUACACCCGGUCGAAUUCUGGGUUUGGCCCGAGAUAAGGAUUUAAGCCUGAAAAGCGUGAGGCACUUCAUUCUUGACGAGUGUGACAAAAUGCUGGAGUCGCUUGAUAUGCGAAGGGACGUACAGGAAAUUUUUAAGUUAACCCCUCACGACAAGCAAGUAAUGAUGUUUUCUGCCACAUUGAGCAAAGAGAUUCGACCAGUCUGCAAGCGAUUCAUGCAAGAUCCCAUGGAGAUUUAUGUGGACGAUGAAGCAAAACUCACCCUUCACGGACUCGUCCAGCAUUAUAUCAAGUUAAGCGAGGUGGAGAAGAAUCGCAAACUCAACGACUUGCUGGACGCUUUGGAUUUCAACCAGGUGGUGAUUUUCGUCAAGAGUGUCAGCCGUGCUGCUGAGUUAAAUAAGCUGUUGGUGGAGUGCAACUUUCCUUCCAUUUGUAUCCACUCGGGGAUGUCUCAAGAGGAGCGAUUGACACGGUACAAAGGUUUCAAGGAAGGGCAUAAGCGUAUACUAGUUGCUACUGAUCUUGUUGGCCGAGGCAUUGAUAUCGAGCGUGUCAAUAUUGUUAUCAACUAUGACAUGCCAGACUCUGCGGACACCUACUUGCACAGGGUUGGUAGAGCUGGUAGAUUCGGAACGAAGGGUCUAGCCAUUACUUUUGUGGCCUCGGCUCCUGAUUCAAAUGUCCUAAAUCAGGUUCAAGAGCGAUUUGAAGUGGACAUCAAGGAGCUCCCUGAGCAAAUCGAUACAACCACUUACAUGCCAUCAUGAUUUGGAGCUCAUCCCGGCUCUGACGAGUAGAAAAACUGGCUGUUUGAGGUUCUUAAUCAACAAUCACAGAUAUGGGAUGGCGAUCUUUAGUCCUUUGAAAUUUAGUCGUAGUGGUUUGUGCAGAUGUUAACUCCUGCAUUCACUUGUUUAUUCAGAUUGGAUAUACUCCACAUUUUGAGUUGGCAGAAGUUGUUUCAAGCACUUCGCCUUCUGUA
Messenger RNA from Physcomitrium patens, 1889 nucleotides. RefSeq names its product DEAD-box ATP-dependent RNA helicase 15. Gene Ontology annotation, molecular function: ATP binding; nucleic acid binding; RNA helicase activity. The record is from RefSeq and is a predicted model, not a curated record. NCBI's taxonomy places the organism in Eukaryota, Viridiplantae, Streptophyta, Bryopsida, Funariales, Funariaceae.